AUGUUCUCUCAUCCAUUAGAGCAAGCAAUAACAUCGAUAAUAGCUUCUGACAUAUUUCUAGAAGCGAUAACUUGUGCAAGCGAUGAGACAUUUCAAAAAAGUUCCUUCAUUUCCAAGAAACUAUCGCAUGAAACCGGAUCAGAAAUACGAACUAUGAAGAAAAUUCCAUCCGGUAUGAAGAAACCAGGAUUGUAUCCUGCUACUCGUACACAACUACGAAAUCAUAUCGUUGUGCGCCAAUAUGUAUUACCAAAACAGUUAUCGAGUAUAAUUGAAGUACAUCCAAAGGAUAAGCCUAAAAUUGAAUUAAAAUUCGAAUGA
This is a messenger RNA of Brugia pahangi, 321 nucleotides long. The record is from the annotation of a GenBank genome assembly. NCBI's taxonomy places the organism in Eukaryota, Metazoa, Nematoda, Chromadorea, Rhabditida, Onchocercidae.